Molecule: messenger RNA, 2772 nt
Organism: Oncorhynchus nerka (sockeye salmon)
Lineage: Eukaryota; Metazoa; Chordata; Actinopteri; Salmoniformes; Salmonidae
Gene: tbl3
Product: transducin beta like 3
Exons: 19
Coding region: 165-2411 (748 amino acids)
Biological process (GO): endonucleolytic cleavage in 5'-ETS of tricistronic rRNA transcript (SSU-rRNA, 5.8S rRNA, LSU-rRNA); endonucleolytic cleavage to generate mature 5'-end of SSU-rRNA from (SSU-rRNA, 5.8S rRNA, LSU-rRNA)
Cellular component (GO): 90S preribosome; nucleolus; small-subunit processome
Molecular function (GO): U3 snoRNA binding; protein binding
Source: RefSeq, a predicted model, not a curated record
GUCAUAUGACGUACAAUGUGAGAGACCGAGAGCCACCUCUUGAACAACACAUGUGGGGAUUUUGUUGAUCGAAGCUAAUGAAUUCUAACAACAAGUGAUCUAAAUCAGUUCAGCUGUCCUUAAACUGCAAAUUGUGGGGGUUUACUCACGUCUUCCAAAGCAAGAUGGCAAAAAGCAAUCUCCAGUUCAAGACCAACUAUGCUGUUUCCAGCACUAUCGAACCAUUCUACAAGGGAGGAAAAGUACAGAUCAGUAAAGAUGAGAAUUUCAUAUUUUGUACGUGUGGCACACGUGUCAACGUCUUGCAAAUCGUUACAGGGAAGAUUGUUCACAGUAUUGAACAGGAUGAUCAGGAGGACAUUACAUCAUUCGCCCUCAGCCUUGAUGAUGAGAUCCUGGUAACAGCCAGCAAGGCUCUGCUGCUGAAGCAAUGGGACUGGAAGCAGGCCCAGUGCACACGCUCCUGGAGGGCCAUCCACAAUGUGCCCAUUGCCAGCAUGACCUUUGACCCCACCGCCACGCUCCUGGCCACAGGAGGCUGUGAUGGCACCAUAAAGCUGUGGGACGUGGUGAAGCAGUACUGUACGCACAACCUGAAGGGCUCCUCUGGGGUCGUACACCUGGUGGAGUUCCACCCAGACAUAAGUCUACUGCAGCUCUUCUCCUCAGCGUCAGACUGUGGCAUCAGGAUGUGGGACCUGCGCUCCAGCCAGUGUCUGUGCGUGCUGCAGAGCCACUACAGCCCUGUCACCUCCCUGGCCUUCACUCCCGAUGGAGCCUCCAUGGUCAGCUCGGGCAGGGAUAAGAUCUGCACAGUGUGGGAUCUGAAGAGCAGGACUGCCAGGAGGACAGUGCCCGUCUAUGAGGCUGUGGAGAGUGUUGUGCUGCUCCCUGAGGACAAAGAUUUCUCUGAGAUCGGGGUGAAAACUAAAGAGAUCCACUUCAUCACAGCAGGCAGCAAAGGUGUGCUGAGGGUGUGGGAUGCCAGCUCGGCCCGUUGUGUGUUCGCCCAGACGCUCCCCUCCACUCCCUCCGCGGGGGGCUCCGAAGAGGGGGGAGACGAGUAUGGAGACCCCCGGAGCCUCACCUACUGCCUCCCCCUGCCCUCCUCCCUCAGGCUGGCCACGGUCACAGCAGAACAUAACAUACUGCUCUACCAGCUGCCCUCCUUUACCACACAGCAACAGUUUGUUGGCUUCAACGAUGAGGUCCUGGAUGUGAAGUUUCUGGGCAAGGGUGACACUCACAUUGUCGUGGCGACCAACAGCUCCCAGCUCAAGGUGUUUGACCUGGCCACCAGCAGCUGUAAGAUCCUCUACGGACACACAGAUACCGUCCUGUCACUCGACGUGUUCAAGAAAGGGUCCCUGUUUGUGAGCUGUGCAAAGGAUAAGUCAGUGCGUGUGUGGAGACAGGAUCCAGACAGUGGUCAGGUGUGUUGUGUGGCCCAGGGCUGCAGCCAUGCGAACGCUGUGGGCUCCAUCACCUGCUCCAGGAUGAAGGAGUCGUUUGUGGUGUCUGGUAGUCAGGACUGCACCAUCAAGGUGUGGGAUCUCCCAGAGACCAUGGGGGAAACAGACGGAGACAUGUUCCAGCUGACUGCCCGGGUCACAGAGAAGGCACACGACAAAGAUGUGAACAGCGUGGCAGUGUCCCCCAACGACAAGCUCUUGGUGUCUGGUUCCCAGGACCGCCUGGCCAAGCUCUGGUCCCUGGGGGCCCCCGGGGCUGACCUGGCCCUUCUGGGGGUGUUCCGGGGCCACCGCCGGGGGGUCUGGUGUGUUCAGUUCUCUCCCAUGGACCAGGUGCUGGCAUCCUCCUCAGCCGACGGCUCUGUCAAGCUCUGGAGCCUCCAGGACUUCAGCUGCCUCAAGACGUUUGAAGGCCACGAUGCCUCUGUGCUGAAGCUCAUCUUUGUGAGCAGAGGGACUCAGCUACUCACAAGUGGGUCAGAUGGGCUGGUCAAGCUGUGGACCAUCAAGACCAACGAGUGUGUAAAGACGCUGGAUGCCCACCAGGACAAGGUGUGGGGUCUCCACGCCACCAGGAAGGACGACCGCGUUGUCACCGCCUCGGCCGACUCCAACAUCACUGUGUGGACGGACGUGACCGAGGUGGAGCAGGCAGAGGAGCAGGCGAAGCAGGAAGACCAGAUACUCAAGAAACAGGAGCUGUCUAACCUGCUUCAUGAGAAGAAGUACCUGAAGGCUCUGGGCCUGGCCAUCUCCCUGGACCAGCCACACACUGUGCUCAAAGUCAUUAAAGGUAUAAUUCUGUCCUCUCUCGCUUCUUCUAUAUCCUACUACACAUCCACACACACACCGUGCUCCACGUCAUCAAAGGUACAUUUCUCUACCCUCUGUCUCUACUCUCUCACAUGUUUUCUCCACACUGUACAUACAGCAUGUUGAUCAUCCAGAUUCUUCCUCACAUCUCCAGAAAUAGCUGCUGGAUUCCACAUUGCUAAUGUUGUCAAAUUAAAUCAAAAUCAAAUAUAUUUAUAUAGCCCUUCGUACAUCAGCUGAUAUCUCAAAGUGCUGUACACAAACCCAGCCUAAAACCCCAAACAGCAAGCAAUGCAGGUGUAGAAGCACGGUGGCUAGGAAAAACUCCCUAAAAAGGCCAAAACCUAGGAAGAAACCUAGAGAGGAACCAGGCUAUGUGGGGUGGCCAGUCCUCUUCUGGCUGUGCCGGGUGGAGAUUAUAACAGAACAUGGCCAAAUGUUCAUAAAUGACCAGCAUGGUUGAAUAAUAAUAAGGCAGAACAGUUGA